AUGGACUUGCGGGUCCGCGACAUUGCUGAAGAUGUCGCUGUCGGCUUCAAGCGCUUCCGGUCAUGUCUCCCCGAGCACGGUGCCGAGAUCACCUACCUGAUCUCCGAGCUCUAUGCCAUGAGCGCAACCCUGACCAAUAUUGAAGGAUUCAGCAGGCAGUUUCCUCGUAAUUAUGCUCGUAUCAAAUCAGACCUGGACACGGUGUUGGCUAGCUUGAACUACACGCUGGGCGAAAUCACCACCUCCUUUAGGAAGCUCAACGGGAACCCUCGUGCGGACGACUUCCGGCACGUAUGGCACGGUUUGGAUACGUUCUUCCGGGAAGAAAGUAGCUAUACCUUGAAGAGACGACUUACCAAAUAUAAAAUGUUCUUGCAGGAACUAGAAGAUAUGAUGCGAAACAAGUUGCCCGACGUUCGCUUCCUGGCUGAUAUGCGUCGCACUGUCAUGACCCUUCUAUCCGAGCAGGACGGGCGUUUGGCAGCAACUAUGGCAGGUGUCUCGAUCGGUCGAUCGGACUCGUCUGCAAGUAGCAGCCUUGACCCCGGCAGCCCGGUAGAACAACACCAUGGCCCCGGGAAGCGUCGGUCAUAUGAGCGAGCACGACCUGGCCUGCGGCCAUCGUCAUCUUACUUCCCCCCAAUGUCUCCAUCAUCGUCCCAAGGCGCCCCGCCUCCAUGGGUGCCCGAGGUGCCGAGCUCACCGACAUCGACAUCUACGACGACAAUGUCGAAUCUUUCAUCGGCCAUUUUGAAUGAUCAUUGGGCCAAGCAUAUAUUUGCGAAAACCGUUUCGACUACUCCAAUUCUGGCUGCUGGUGAUAGUUCAAAGUGCCAUGGUGAAGAAGUAGAAAAUGCCAAAGAGUGGCUCCACGAUGAAGGAUUCGACGAAGUGGCUUAUUUGGCAUUUGACGAAGACAGUUACAAGCUGUCAGUCUCUUUCUAUGUUCGAGAGGACGACAGCCGUGCGCGGAUCUUGUGCAAGGUUCAGAAAGGUAGACGGUCGAAUAAAUACUACUGCCUUCCACUCAACAUGCUAGAAGUGAGACGAGGUGGCUCAUCACUACAGCUUUGCCGACGGCGACGGUCCGGAACUGAGCUGGUCCCGUGGCUAACUUUAAACUUUCAUGCAAUUGAAAGGAUGGUAACCUUUUUUUGCACUUUCCUUGCCCUCCGUUCACAGGAUAUGCAUCGACAAGUUCAGAAUAUUCGGGACUUUGAGCUUGGCUCGGAAAGAGAGAAAUUCGGCGGACUCAUUGUGGAUGAUCGAUAUCUCCACGCUUUGCGUAUCUACCAAGACCGCAUCUCGGGCUCUAUCCGACUACAGGCAUCUGUUCACGAUGGUGAACUAGAAAGAUCUCCAGUAUGGACUGCCUUUAUAACGCACGAUAUCAAUUUACAUCUUUGGGCGCGCCGACAUAAAAAAUUGGUCAUCUUGCAAGAUCUACAGAUGGUCAUUCUUUUUCCGGAUUACACUCCCCCAAGAACAUCUGGCGGGGAACACAUUUUGAAAUUCACUUCCGAGACUGACGCCAAUGGAUUUACCGAGGUCAUUAAUAGACUCGCCCUGACUGAUUGA
Molecule: messenger RNA, 1578 nt
Organism: Talaromyces rugulosus
Lineage: Eukaryota; Fungi; Ascomycota; Eurotiomycetes; Eurotiales; Trichocomaceae
Exons: 7
Coding region: 1-1578 (525 amino acids)
Source: RefSeq, a predicted model, not a curated record